Messenger RNA from Xyrauchen texanus (razorback sucker), 2219 nucleotides. RefSeq lists its product as uncharacterized. The transcript is spliced from 14 exons. NCBI's taxonomy places the organism in Eukaryota, Metazoa, Chordata, Actinopteri, Cypriniformes, Catostomidae. Bases 84 to 1553 code for a protein of 489 amino acids. Gene Ontology annotation, biological process: negative regulation of T cell proliferation; cellular response to lipopolysaccharide; T cell costimulation. Gene Ontology annotation, cellular component: external side of plasma membrane. The record is from RefSeq and is a predicted model, not a curated record.
CUGUGGUUAAACACACUUGUGACCUGGUUGUUCCUCUGGGAGGUUCAGUGGUUUUGCCCUGUUUAGUUGGUGAACCCUUACCAAUGGAGGAUCUGGAGGUGGAAUGGAGAAGAUCAGGAGAUAAAUCAGAUUUAGUUUGUCAGUAUCCAGAUAAUAAGAGUCGACCAGAGGACCAGCAGCAGGAUUAUCAUGAUAGAGCUCGUUUCUUUACUGACCAGAUUCAACAUGGAAACUUCUCCCUCCUGUUGAACAAUGUGACAGAUGAAGAUGAGGGAGAAUACAGAUGUAACAUUUUCAGACAACAGAGACGUGUGUUUUCAGUCAGCACAUUUUUGGUACCGAGACUACUUGAUUCAGUCCUCCGUCUUCAUGUGUUUCUGGCCUUCUGUCCAAAUAUCAUCAUGUUUUGUGCUUUUGUCCUCUGGGGUGUUUCUGAAGGAUCUGUGAACGAGACAGUCUUUUGUUGUGUUCUUUAUUUACUGAGACCUCUAAUGUUGCUCUGGGCCGCUCCAGAUAUUGAAGACUUCACAGGGAACAUUUACAGUUUAAUUUAUUAUUGGAGUUAUGAUUCAGAAUAUUUAAUAUUCUCAGCUGUUGUUUAUUCAGUUCUGUUUAAAUCUGCUUUGGACAAAGGUUUGAGUUUUGCAGGAUUGGAAGGAGUCGUGAUAAUUGUUCUCUUUGUGAUAGUGCUGCUGUUCUGCCUCUUCUUUAUCAUUAACGUGUUUGCUAAAAUCUUUGGAAAGUUAAGUGAACGGAUAGCUGCUAUAUUUGCUGUUCUGGCUCGUAUAAGCUUUGAUCUUCUGCCUUCAUUACAAUUCAUCCUCCUGAUCUACACUUUUGGAUCUGUCAGAGGAGGAUUCUUCAUUGUUGCAGUUUUGCCCGUGUUGACAACAGUGACACGAUAUAACUGGGAUUUUCUAUGUGGGGAUCAAAUCGGCUGUUCACCUUUGGUCAGAAGAUCAGUGUGGCUCGUGUUAAUGUCAUUCAUUAAUGCAGUAAUGAUCUAUUUCUGCAUCAUAGCACUGGAAAAUGAAACGGAUUCUGUGGGAUGGGGAUGUUUGAUCGGGUUUCUGCAGUUACUCUGGACAGUUAUGAACUUCACAGCGUCAUUUGCUGAUUGGGAUUUCCCCCGUCUUGUCCCUGUGUACCUGUUUGGAUCAGUUGGUGUUGUUUUAAUAAGCGCUGUUUCACUGAUGACAGAACUGAUACUGAAAACAGUUAAUGGUGAGCGUGCAGUCGGAGAUCUGAGAAUUGUUGUUUUCUCAUGUGAAAGUUUCUUGAUCUUUUUCCUGCUGAUUUUACGUGUAUUUGAACCCUGGAUCAAAACCUGUCUGCAGUCAUGUCAGAAUGCAGCAAGAGCAAGAUCUCAUCGAACUCAAGACGCCAGAUCAAACCAGAACGAGAACCAAAGUUCUCAAAAUGCAGCAGGAUCUGAUGAAACUCCAGUCGCUGGAUCAAACCAGAACCAGAACUCAGUAGAAAUGAAUCCUCUACUACAGGCGCUAAGAUCAGGAGGCUGGACAGAGAAAAGAGACGGAGGAAACUCGGCCUGAUUCAGUCGAGACACAAACAUAAUCAACAAUGAGAGAAAACAAAUGUGUCAAACACUUGUACAUGUUUACUCAAACUCUUAUGAGUGCUGACAAACUGAAACUUCUGAUGUCCUUCAGUUCAAAACAUACAGAUUAUUAUUGUUAUUGUGAGCAUUUUUAUAUGUUGUUUUUUAUGUUUUCUCCUUUUUGAGAAGAGCUGUAAAUAAAUGCAGACUGUGUUUAAGUAAUUGUGUAAUAAAACCGCUUGUUUUGCUUGUAAAUCAGUUGCUCUGUUUUCAUACUUGUGUUAGACAUUGUGCUUUGACCAUAUGAAAAUAAAUGUGCGGUCCAUGUAAAUAAACUCUUGUAAAGUCUAUUAUGAUUUUAUUUUUAAUUUCUUUAAAUAAGUACUUGCACUUAAAUGAGUAAUAAUUACAAGUUCAAUAGAAGCUCGACUCGAUCGACACAAAUAAUAAUUCAAUAAUAACUUGUCUCUUGUUUUCUUGGGGGACACAGUGAGGCACUUACACUGGAAAUAAACUAAUUUUCUAAAAGCACUUUCAUCAGUUCUUCUGUUAAAAGUUGUGUAUUAUUUGAGUUGUUUAAAUCAUCGGUUUUACAGCAUUAUUUCACAAUGGCAAUGAAGUUAAACUGGAUCUGACUUUACACAGAAAAGGUUACUGAGAU